AUGGCCUCUCAACAGCCCGAGCAGUCCGAGCAGCCCGGACAACCGCCGGCGGCCGCGGUAUUGACACCACCGACUGUCCCUGUUGAGCAGGAAGAAACGACGACCGAGACCACCGCCACAACAACUACAGCCCCAGCUCCAGCUCCAGAUACCGAGACGGCUGCGGGCUCGCCGGCUCCCGCCGCCCCCGUCAGCGAGGAGGCGACGGCUACUGAUGCCGAGACGGCCGGAAUCCUCCCCGCUGAGCACUGGGUACAAGCGGCACGAGACGCCGGUGAUGAAGGCGACGCCGACUCCGCCCUGGGUGACGACACGGCGAGCUCCACGGCGUCGCUCACCUCGACCAUCCUCCAGUACCGCAAGAUCCACGGGAGGACGUUCCACGGCGAGGUGGGCGACGCACAGUACUGGGGGAGCAACGACGAGCCGCAGAACGAGGCCUGGGACAUCAACGACUUCGCGGAUGAAUACCCCGAAUGUGAGGUUAUCGGAACCGACAUCUCACCCAUUCAGCCUAGCUGGGUCCCGCCCAACUUGAAAUUCGAGAUCGACGACUGCACGCGCGAUUGGACCUUUGAGCCCGAGACCUUCGACUACGUCCACAUCCGCUUCCUCGUCGGCAGCAUCCCCGACUGGCCGGCGCUCUUCAAGCAGGCGUACCGCGCCCUCAAGCCCGGCGGCUACCUCGAGAGCUUCGAGGUCUCGCCGGCCAUCCUCAGCGACGACGACACCGUGCCCGAGACGAGCGCUCUCGGCCAGUGGGGCAAGUUCUUCGAGGAGGGCGGCCGCAAGAUGGGUCGCACCUUCAUGGUCCUCGACGAGCACCUGCAGCAGAGGUCGAUGGAGGAGGCCGGUUUCGAGCACAUCACCGAGUGGAACAACAAGGCACCCAUCGGCAGCUGGCCCAAGGACCCGGCCAUGAGAGAGAUUGGUGAGUGGGCGCAGCUGACCCUCCUCUCGGAUAUCGAGGGCUACGUCCUCUUCAUGGCCAACGUCAUGUCCACGUGGUCCCGGGAGGAGAUCCAGAUCUACGCGGCGCAGCUCCGCCGCGAGAUCCGCUCCGGCAAGCUCCACGGCUACUACCGCCAGAGAGCGGUCUGGGGACAGAAGCCUCCUGGGGCUGGUGCGUAA
This is a messenger RNA of Colletotrichum higginsianum IMI 349063, 1131 nucleotides long. Its product is annotated as Methyltransferase domain-containing protein. The coding region runs from base 1 to 1131 and encodes 376 amino acids. The record is from RefSeq and is a predicted model, not a curated record. The transcript is spliced from 6 exons. Gene Ontology annotation, molecular function: methyltransferase activity. Lineage: Eukaryota; Fungi; Ascomycota; Sordariomycetes; Glomerellales; Glomerellaceae.